CUCACACUCUGUGUGUGUGUAGUGUUUGUAGAGAGAGAGAGAGAUGGCUGGAGCUAGGCAAUGGAAUAUUCCAUAUUCAACAUCAGGAAAGAUCAACAAAUUCAUUUCCAUACCCAUUGUAUCUUCUUCCAAGAGAAAUGAUCUCCCAAUGGUACCGAAAAAGAAGAGUAAACCGCGUCUGAUCACUAUAUCGCCAUCGGCCGACGGUAAAUGGCACGGAAAAUGGGACUGCGACUAUAUGUUCUCGUUGCAAGAAUUGCAUUUGCAUGAUUUGUGUGACGAUAUUCAACAAGACACCUACGUUUCCCUCAACCUCUCCGUCCAGAAGCAUGCUGGACUUGGGCUGUCAGUUGAAGGAAGGAUUAAAACAUGCUUCACCACAAAAUGCUGCAAUUGCUUCUCCCCCUAUUUAAGAGAGUUUAUCAAUGAUAUUUUAAUUAAUUUGCAGGUUAUAUAUGUAAAACCAGGAUCCGAUGCUGAUCUGGAUUCACUAAUACAAGAUACCAUUCGAUUGGCCACUUCAGUGAUAGAGACCUGCUCGGAAUCUUGCGAGAAGUCUGAACCUAAAUUGCACCAUUUAGGUGCAAGGAAUACAGCCUCCGUCGAGAAAAGGUGGUCGAAACUUUUGGAGCUAAAGAAGAAACACGACUUUACGGAAACGUGAAACUCGAGACCAAAAAAAGUGGCAUCGAGUCUUCUGCGAAAUUGAUUAAAAGAACAAAUGUUGGAAACAGAAAAAAAGAAAAUAGUUAUUGUGAACUAGUCUAGAUAACAUGUAUGGGAAAAAUACAGUUUUGUCCUUCAAGAUUGCACAAAUUUCACAUUUGGUC
Messenger RNA from Erythranthe guttata (spotted monkey flower), 830 nucleotides. The record is from RefSeq and is a predicted model, not a curated record. Lineage: Eukaryota; Viridiplantae; Streptophyta; Magnoliopsida; Lamiales; Phrymaceae.